CAAUAAUAAUAAUAAAUGCAAAAAUAUCUAGCUGAAGAGCAUCGUCCUCUUUGGGCUACAAUAAAAACUACAACUCCCAGAAAUCGUUGUGACAUCGGAGUAGAUUGGUAUCUACCUCAACUAGCUAAAUGUGAAAGAAAGAACUGGGACAAGGAUUUACAGGAGCCAUUGUUGCCAACAUGAACAUGAUUACGUUUUUCAUAGUGGGCCUGGUUGUCCACAUUGUGUUCUUCAUCUCCAUCUUUGAUAUCUACUUCACCUCUCCUCUGGUGCAUGGAAUGACCCCUCAGCACGUGCCCCUCCCUCCCCCAGCCAAGCGUCUGGUGCUGUUUGUGGCAGAUGGCUUAAGAGCAGACAGCCUGUUUAGGCCUGAUGUCAAUGGGACACUAAGAGCACCUUACAUAAGGAGCAUAAUGGAAGAGAAGGGCACUUGGGGUGUGUCACACACUCGUGUUCCAACUGAGUCGCGACCGGGCCAUGUGGCUCUCAUUGCGGGGUUUUAUGAAGAUGUUAGCGCUGUUGCUAAAGGUUGGAAAGAGAACCCUGUAGAGUUUGACUCUGUGUUCAAUGAGAGCAAGCACACCUGGUGUUGGGGCAGCCCGGACAUUCUGCCCAUGUUUGCCAAAGGUGCCAGUGGAGACCAUGUUUACACUCACACAUAUUCUGCCGAGAACCAGGACUUUGCCUCCACCGAUGCCUCUAAGCUGGACACAUGGGUCUUUGAUGAAGUGAAGGCCUUUUUCAGCUCAGCAAGAAGAAAUGAAACCCUGCUCUCAAGAUUACAUGAGGACCAGAUUGUGCUUUUCCUGCAUUUACUUGGAAUAGACACUAAUGGACAUGCCCACAGGCCUAUGUCAAAGGAAUACUUGGAGAAUAUUGCAUAUGUGGAUGCAGGAGUUGAAGAGAUCGUUUCUAUGAUUGAAGACUUCUUUGAAAACGAUGGGAAAACAGCUUAUGUGUUUACUUCAGAUCAUGGCAUGACAAACUGGGGGUCUCAUGGAGCUGGACACCCCUCUGAAACUCUCACUCCUCUGGUGCUUUGGGGGGCAGGGGCCCAGACAGCUCAGAAGGUCACUUCACAGGACUUUGAAGACCAGUUACUGCACGAAUGGAAUCUAGAGCACCUGAGAAGGGUGGAUGUCAAUCAGGCUGACAUAGCACCACUUAUGUCCUCCCUGAUUGGAGUGCCCAUCCCCCUAAAUUCUGUGGGUGUCCUUCCCUUGCAUUACUUGGAUAACAGUGAACACUUCAAAGCAGAAAGCAUGUAUGCAAAUUCUGUUCAGAUUCUGGAGCAGUUUAAGGUAAAGAUGGCUCAGAAAAAGGAAACUACGCUGUCAUUUCUUUUCACUCCGUACAAGUCGCUGACUGAAUCCAGACAGCUGGAUUUUGUUCGAAAAGCAAGGUCACUGAUCCAGCAAGAGAAGUAUGAUGAAGCUAUCAGGCUCUGCAAUGCCAUGAUUGCUCAGGCUCUGGAAGGCCUCUCCUACUACCACACCUACGACCGAUUCUUCCUGGGCACCAGCGUGGUUGUGGGCUUUGUGGGCUGGACAUCCUACGUGGUCCUGGUCAUCCUGAAGACCCACGCCAGCCUGCGUAAGCCCCAUGCCCACAGAGACCCGGUAUCGGCCAGAAGCCUGUGGAGAGUGUUUGCCUGUGUGGCUUUGAUGAUCAUCGCGUUUCUGCUGAUCCAAGCCAGCCCCUGGACCUACUACAUCUACUGCCUCCUGCCAGUGCCGGUGUGGUACUCGGUGUUUAAAGAGUUUGGGACACUUGCAGACCUGAUGAAUUCAGCUCCAUCGCUACCUUUAAGCAAAUGCUUUGGAUAUUUUGUGGUGGUGAUUCUCGGGAUUGAGCUACUGGUCAUCGGCUUUUUCUAUCGGGCUAUGUUAACAAUGGGACUUGUUGUGUUGUCGGGGUGGCCUGUCAUAUCUCAGCUUUAUACACAAGCAAAGGGCAUGUCACUGAGCUGGGCCCUGGGGUGUCUGUUCCUCGCCACGUUCCCACUGAUGCCUGUGGUGGGUCGGGAGCCAAAUGUGCACCUUGUGACAUGCGCUGGGUCUCUCACUCUCCUCACCUCUGCUUCCUUCCUGUGGUUGUCACGGAGACGCACACCCCUGCAGUGGAGAGACUGUCAGCUCUGUAUCGCUCAAAUGGUCCAUGUCGCCCUCUGUGCCUAUGUGCUGAACAGCACCCACUCCAGUCUGAAGGUGAAACAAGGAUUACCGAUAGUCAACCAGAUCAUCAGUUGGACAACAUUAGCCUCCUCAUUUGUGGUUCCACUGCUGAGCUCCACCCGCCUCUUCCAACGUUUGCUAAGCAUAUCGCUGUCCCUGGUGUCCACCUACCUCCUUCUCAGUACAGGGUAUGAGGCUCUCUUCCCCCCAGUGCUGUGCUGGCUGAUGUUUGUGUGGAUCAACAUUGAACAGGAGGCUAUGCACACACAAGGCAUCUCUAAUAAGCUAGGGCUGUCCAGCUUCGAUUUUGCUGAAAAUAUUGACAUAACCAAUAUCAGGCAACUGAAGCUGGAUGAUAUCCGAAGAUCCUACUUUUUUGUUUUCUUCAUAAUAACAGCAUUCUUCGGCACAGGGAACAUAGCCUCCAUAAACAGUUUUGACCCUGCAUCCAUCUACUGCUUCCUGACAGUGUUCAACCCCUUCAUCAUGGGAGCACUCAUGAUGUGGAAGGUUUUGAUACCAUUUGUGAUUGUGAUGUGUGCAUUCGAAACCAUUCAGGUCUCAACACGGCUGUCCUCAAGAAGCCUGUUCCUGAUUGUACUUGUUAUCUCCGACCUGAUGGCACUGCACUUCUUUUUCUUGGUUAAAGAUUAUGGAAGUUGGCUUGACAUUGGAACGAGCAUCAGCCAUUAUGUCAUCGUGAUGUCCAUGACCAUCUUCCUGAUGCUGCUCAGCAUUAUGUCCCAUGUGUUGACAUCCAAGAGGAUUCAUGUUGGGUGGAGGAAGAAAACUCACUUCACCUGACAUCGCUUCCACACUUCCAAAGUUCAAGGGACAUGUCUGUAUGCCUAUA
Molecule: messenger RNA, 3027 nt
Organism: Megalops cyprinoides (Indo-Pacific tarpon)
Lineage: Eukaryota; Metazoa; Chordata; Actinopteri; Elopiformes; Megalopidae
Gene: pign
Product: phosphatidylinositol glycan anchor biosynthesis, class N
Exons: 30
Coding region: 180-2978 (932 amino acids)
Biological process (GO): GPI anchor biosynthetic process
Cellular component (GO): endoplasmic reticulum membrane
Molecular function (GO): mannose-ethanolamine phosphotransferase activity
Source: RefSeq, a predicted model, not a curated record